CUGUGCUGACGAGCCGUUGCUUGUGGAAACAGCUGGUGGUUUCUGUCAGCGAACACCUCGGAUUGAUAGCAGCUUUGCCAGGAAUAAAAGUUCAAAUUAGACCCGAAACUGACUGAAUGCGCUUUCACUUGAGUCUCCGCUGCUGUUCCACCAGAAGCCGGGACAUGUCAUCCUGUGAACGCCACUUUAUCAGGCAGUUGUUAAUUACCGACCUAGCUUGUUAGCGGCAGACCACUGACGCUCGACGCAGCCGGCUGCUAACGCCUGCUAGCUAACUUUGUACUACCAUAGCAACUACAACGACACAGGUUUUUUGUCACCGUAGGAAAACGGUCAACUGUCGGGUCCCUGACAGUUUAGUUUUGCUCAGUUUCAGCAUGACUCAUGUUCAUUAUAAAUUCUCCUCUAAACUCAGCUACGACACCGUGGUUUUUGACGGCCCGCACAUCACGCUGACGGAUCUGAAGAGGCAGAUCAUGGGCAGGGAGAAGCUGAGAGCCGGGGACUGCGACCUGCAAAUCACGAACGCACAGACAAAGCAAGAGUACACAGACAAUGAAGGUCUCAUCCCCAAAGGGUCCUCUGUCAUCGUCCGGAGAAUCCCCAUCAGCGGAGGCAAGUCCAGCUCAAGUGGCAAGAACCAAAACAUUGAGCGUUCAGAUGUCCAUCUUCACCACGCCUUUGCAGCCGUCAAAGCAAUGAAUGACCAGGCUUCUUCCAGUGCUUUGCCCUUUUUCUCCAAGAUGGCUAACCUGGCUGAUGCAGAUGUGUCAGAGGAGGAUAAGAUCAAAGUUAUGCUAAACCAGUCCACAUAUGAUACCAUGAAUUACAACAAAAAGUUUGGUAAUGUUCUUCCUGCAAACUACACUUGUUAUCGCUGUGGAAAUACUGGACACCACAUCAGGAACUGUCCCACCAGCGGGCAGGAUAAAAAUUUUGAGGCCCCACUGAGAAUAAAGAAGAGCACAGGCAUCCCUCGUUCCUUCAUGGUUGAGGUGGAUGAUCCCAACAUAAAAGGAGCCAUGCUAACCAACUGUGGACGUUAUGCCAUUCCUGCCAUAGAUGCGGAGGCGUAUGCCAUUGGGAAGAAGGAGAAGCCUCCAUUUGUUCCACAGGAAAAACCCAAGUCAAUAGAAGCCGAGGAGGAUCCUGUACCUGAUGAACUCCUCUGUCUGAUCUGUCAUGACCUGCUGAGUGAUGCUGUGGUCAUACCCUGCUGUGGAAACAGCUACUGUGAUGACUGUAUCCGUACCACGCUGCUGGAUUCAGAGGACCAUGUCUGCCCCACUUGUAGCCAAUCAAAUGUCUCCCCUGAUACCCUGAUAGCCAAUAAAUUUCUCAGACAGGCUGUGAACAAUUUCAAGAAAGAGCGAGGCUACACCAAAAGUCUGACAACGAGUUUUGGUACCUCCCAGUCCCAAAAUCCAACCCCGACACCCAGCCCUGUCCCCACCCCGCCCCCUCUUACCGUGCAGAGCCAGUCUCAGAAGCCUCCCCAGUCAACACACUGCCAGCAGGACUCUCUCCUGCACCACCCACAGGCUGCAGACACACUGCCACUGUCUGGAAAUCCUCCUGCGACAACAGGCCCCGCCUCUUCUUGCAACACACCUAGCACUUCCCUUCAGACUGAGCAAAGCUCCCUGGAGAUACCUGACAAGGAGGCUGAAGGAGACUUGGCUGCUGCUGCUGCUGCUACCCCUUCUGUACUGGUUUCAAACAAAGAGUCCACUGCUGCUCCAUCACAGCUGAUACCACUGGUUAACCACACAACAUUGGCAGAGCAGCCCCAGACAGUCGGAGUGAAUGAACAGCAGGCCUCCUCAGGUCCAGCACCAGGACACUCGGGGCCAUCAACCUGCUGGGGCAGCUCCUCUUCCUCCUCAGGUUGUCCCAAUGGAGGCUGGACUGAAUCCCAGCGGCUUACUUCCUCCUCCUCCUCCUCGUCAUCAUAUUCGGCUACUACGCCAUCUCUCUUUCCCUCCCCCCUUUUCCACACAUACCUCUCGGCUCACCAGUCCCACAGCAGUUACCCUCCUGGAUACCCACCUACCACACCCAUCUGGACACUCCCGUGUCCCCAGGGUGCCCCCAUCCCUUCCCUCUGCUCCUCUAUCUCCACCUCCUCCAUCCCUGCCCUCAUCCCCAAGGAGUGGUACAAACACCAGAGAAAGAAUAAGGAAAGGUCCCCUCACAGAGGAUCCAGCUACAGACGCUCCUCGUCUCGCUCUAAUUCAAAGUCUUCUAAAUCCAAGUCCUCUCGCUCCUACUCUCGCUCUUCAAGCAGGUCUGGAUCCCGUUCACGAUCCAGAUCCCAAGGCAGAUCAAGGCCCCGCUCUCCUUACUCUCGCCACAGAGAUCUCCACACCCGCUCUCAUCCCUCCCACUCAUAUAGCUAUGGCUACAAACGCCCCCGCUCCCCUACACCCUCCUCAUCAUCGUCACCUCAAGUUGGCUACCAUUCUAAGUCCAAGUCACCGUCAGAUCACCGGAAAAACCGCCACCAUAGCCGCCAUCACACCAAGAAGUCUCCUUCGAGCAGCUACAGCUCCAGGAGGCGAGGAGAACACUCAGGAAAUGAAGAGGGAGGCUCUGGGGCGAGUUUAGCCAGUUCCCUUCAUGCUCACCAUGCGAAUCAAACAAACAGUCUGGAGCUGGAAAGAGAGCGCUACCUGCAGUGGAAGAAGGAGUACAAAGAGUGGUGUGACAAAUAUUUCAGCAGCUAUGUCGGCCACUUCCACCAGCUGCCUCCUCCUUUCAUCAAUCUUCCUCCUCCUCCUCAGUGGGAAGGAAGCAAAAAUCACUCACAUCCCAACUCGGACUCUCAUUACGGACACACUGCCCGGACUGACGGCCACUCCCCUCUAUCGCAGUCGUCCAGUGACAGCCGCUCGCCUUCAUCACAGUCUUCAAGUGACAGCCGCUCCACACCAUCUCAGUCGUCUAGUGUCAGUCGCUCGUCUCCAUCUCAUACGUCCAACGACAGCCGCUCCCCUCCCUCUCAAUCGUCCAGCGAUGGUCGCUGCACACCAUCCGAAGAAGGAGCUCAGCCAAGGGCGUAUCAACAACAGAAAGACAGCCACCUGCCUAUCACGCUCGCAAAGGGCAGUAAGGAGGGGGAACUGCAAGAAAGAAAUAAAGAAGACAAGCAGGUAAUCGUUAAAAAUUUGGAGGACCUCAGCACCCUGAAACAUCAACAAAGGAGGAUGAAGAAACAUGAGGAAGGAAGGGGAGAGGAGUCGUCAUCCUGUGAUGCUACAGACUCAACAGAUGACAGCAGAAAGAACGAGAGGGGGCACGACACUGGACCUCAUGCCUGCAAGGAUGGCACCUUUGUACAGGACAAAGCAGCUGCCAGAGAUACCUUAAAAUCAUUCCAACCUUCUCUGAAACCAGAUAAGUCUUUAGAUAAAGACUGUGAAAGAAAAAGCAGAGAACAAAGGAAUGUGGAAACAGAGAAAGGAUGGAGAAGAGGCAAAGACUCCAGGCAAGAUGUGGAGAGACAGCACAAAGUAAAGCCCAGUAAAGAGGCAGACAGGGUGGAUUCAGAAAGAUACAACAACCUCGGAGGCAGCAAAGCCUCUGACUCAAGAUCAGAGAAGAAUAGAAAAAGAAAAGGAGAGAACCUGGAGAGAAAUGAAACCCGCAAGAAUGAAUCCCCCAAUCCUUUUGACAGUAAGAAGCAAAAGACAGAGAAGAAAAAAGAGAAGAAAACAUGGCCUCCGACAGAGAAGCCCCCCCUCUGGGAAGGAGGAAUAACAGUGAAACCACAGAAGAAAAUAAGUAUCAACAUCAACCUGGAUGGGAGAAGGAUGGAGGAGAAAACUGAAAUUCAGGGGAGUAUCGUAGGAAAAUCAAAGGACGAAAUUGAGAAGACUGGUGAAGGAGAAGAGGAGAAAUUAAACAGAGACACUGAAGAUGAAGUUAAUGAAAAGAAGGAAUCUAUCAGAGAAAAUGAGAGUGUGUUUGAAGAAAAAAUAAUGCCAGAUGAAGGAGAAGCAAGACAGUUUUGCGAGAAAACCACCCUCAUAGAUGACAAGAGAGAGAUGUGGAAGAAAUUUACAGGAGGGAUAGAAGAUAGAGAAAAGAAAGAGGAAAGAAAAGAGGAGGACUUUUACUUAUGGCAUUAUGCCUUUAGAGGAGAAAAGGAGGAGAAGGGGAGUAAAAAGCAGUGGGGAGAAGAUGGGAUGAAGGCCAGCAAAGGAGACGCUACUGGGAAAGAGGAAGAAGAAGAGAGAAUGAGGAAAGAAAGUCGAGGCCAAGAGAUGAGAGAGUUGGUCCGGGCAGAGGGAGAAAGCACAAGCGAGGAAAACAAAGGAAACCCGCCAGGGGACUCAAAACCAAAGGAGGCCGCGAUGGAGGGAGUGACAAUGAGGACAAGGACAGAAGAAGAGGACAUGCUGAGGUUCAUGUCACAGAGGAGCAGCGCUGAGAGCAGCCGUGACAGACCAAACUCCAACAUGGACGGUGGCAGCAGCUGCGAGGAUUGUCAGGAGAGGAGGGCGGCGGUUAAGACUGUGGAGGAGUUCACUCAGGAGAGAGCCGCAGACAGGGAGGAUCCGCUCGUGCUCGUACAGACACACUUUACCUGUCUGUCUCAGGUCCCUCACUCCAAAUGGAAGAUGGACGAGCCUGAGGAGGAAGAGCAGAACGAAGGAGAGAUCACGGCUGAAGACCCUCUUCCUGUGGUUCUGCCUCCACCAUUAGUGACAACAACCAAGAGGGAGAGAGAGGGAGAGGGAGAGAAUGAACUAAAGAGACAGAGGUCAGUGGACAGAGACGGGGACAGGGACAGAGCGAUGCAGAGAGGAGGGGACAGGGAGAAACAGAAAAACUUGACUCUGUUCAUUUUAGACGAUAGUGUGGCUCCCUCUAGUGGCAAAGACAGAACUGACAGCACUUUGUGUACAGAGAGAAAGAUGGAGACCGAAAGGUGGAGGGACAGAACAAGAGGGAGGGAGAGUGAGAGGCCGAGGGAUAAACAGAGAGAGAGCAGAAGAUCAAACGAAAGGUCAAAAGAGGAAGAAAAAGGGAGAGAUAGAGGGAGAGAGAGGGAGCACAGCAGCUUGGCCUCUGUCCAAAAGAGGAAUUCACCUUCCACCGGUCACGUCUCCUCUUAUUCGACGUACCAGGACAUAGAGAGGAGAGACCGGCAGCGAGGAGGAGAACAGGACCGUGAGAAACGUUCCAGUUUACGUCCUGACAGGAAACACUCUGGCAGGGAGAGAAGCUCAAUGAGCAGAGCUGCCGUACUGCCUGAUAAACACGCACACAAAACACAUGGAGACACAUUACUGGACUCAAAAUGUAAAGACAAAAACCAUCCCCACGACUACCGUAAUUACAGAGAUCCAUCAGGGAGCCACAGACACCAAGGCCGACCUGCAGGGACCCACCACUCCUCACCGUCCCACUCCCACAGCCAAGGUAGGGAAAGAGAGCUGCCCCCAUCCGAAUCCUCCAGCCCUAAGACCAGUAAGUCCAGAAUGAGCAGCCCUGGUCAGGAGUUCAUGCAGAGCAGAAGUAGAAAUGAGAGGAAGGAAGAGAAGCAGGAGUGGAAGAGAAAUAAGGUGAAUAAAUUGAUUGAAGAAAGCAAAGGGGAGAGAGAGACUAGAGAGAUGGAGGCUGAGAGAGUAGGAGUUAGUCAGUGGCAAGAUGAGGCUGAUAAAUUGUCCGGAGAGACCAAGUGGCAGGGGGGGAAAGAGCUUGAGGAGGGAGAGAGGCCCAGCAGUGGCAGCCGCAGCCGAAGCAGCAGCAGUGUCAGCUCAUCAGCAAGCCAGGACAAAAGCAGGGACGACAAGAGGAAUGAGCGGAAGAAGAAACAAAAGCACCACAAAAAGGAGAAGAGCCAAGCCACCCCAGAGCUGCUGGAGGAAUGGGAGCUGAAGAAACACAAACACAAGAAGAAGACAAAGAAAAACAAAGAUGGGAGGGAGGAGGAGAGCGGAGGAGAGGUGGACGACAGGUGGAAAGAGGAGGAAGACCACGCUAAGCUCUGCUCAGUUAUGUUAUCUUGAUUGUCCUGGAAAAAAGUGAAAUUUACUGGAAUGAUGUUUUUCCUUUCUCUGUCCAAAAAGUGCCUGGAUUUAUUUUUUUGACUUGUUUUGUUUUUUUCCAGGAUACUUUUUGUAUCGAUUUAAGAUCUCUAAGAAAGUGAACAAUUUUUGAGGGAAAAGCACUUUAUAAUAUAUAUAUACACAUAUAUAUAAAGAAAAUGAAUGUGAAUGAAAGCAAAAGUCGAACCUUCUUGAAUUAUCUUAAGUCCGAGGAAUUUGCACAUGCUCUCAACUUGCUCAGGACUGCCAGCAACCACGGUUCAUAUUUACUGAACCUGCAAUGUUACAGCUUGCAUGAGGAAAGUCUCACAUUUUGACAAGAGGUCAGUCAGUACUUUGAUUUGCCUCACACAGGAGUGCACAUAGAGGAUUAUUGAAAGAGUUUGCGAUUAAUUUAAAGGCGAUACUGUAAAUACUAUAUGAUUUGAACCUCUGUGUUAUAUUUAGUUUUUUCUUUUUAAUUUUGUAAUUGUUUAAUUUAAAACCAACUGCUGGAUGGAUGAAUGAAUGAAACCAGAGGAAAGUUGAGUUUUUCCUGUUUUGAAGGAAAUAAACACAGACAUCCAUAAAAUGUUGUGGGUUUUUUUCUGUCUAGAUGACUUUGCUUAUGUUCAUUAUAAAUAGGUCAAAAAUGUUAUUGUAUUUCAUGUCUGGCCAGUAGAGAGACUCAAUCAUGACAGUGGACAGUCCAAGUGGAAGAAGAAACUCUUGGGACUGAAUUUACUUUCUUUUUGUCUCUGGCAUUUGUUUUUGUCUGCCAGCUAGCUAUCCAUACAUUGGAAUUAUUAUGCUUUUCAAAAAAAUGUAAUGAUGUGAUUUUAUUAUGCAACAAAAGUGGAUGUUGAACUUAUGGAUGUUGAAGCAGCCACAGUAGCGGUGAGGCUCUAAUCACAUACUAAACGAAGACGUGGAAACAUUUCAGCUGCUUAUUGUCAUCGAUGUUUUGAAGAGAACCAAUUAUGAUAACAAAAAUAAAGACUACUAUACCUGCUCCCUCA
Molecule: messenger RNA, 7054 nt
Organism: Seriola aureovittata
Lineage: Eukaryota; Metazoa; Chordata; Actinopteri; Carangiformes; Carangidae
Product: E3 ubiquitin-protein ligase RBBP6-like
Exons: 19
Coding region: 378-6017 (1879 amino acids)
Biological process (GO): ubiquitin-dependent protein catabolic process; mRNA processing; protein ubiquitination
Cellular component (GO): nucleus
Molecular function (GO): nucleic acid binding; zinc ion binding; ubiquitin protein ligase activity
Source: RefSeq, a predicted model, not a curated record